AAAGAGUCUUGCAAGCUCCGGGGGUUGGUUUGACGGUGUCAACUUUGGGAAAUGCCAGUAUUUAUCUCCGCGAUCUAGCCACUGCUCGUGGUGUUAGCUGUAACCAAGUUCCACCAAGUGAGAAGAGUGAUGACCAUCCUUUUCUUUACUAUGGUUAUCUCAUACUUCACUUGCAUGAAAGCUGCCCCAAUGAAAGAAGCCAGUCUAAGAGGACAAGGCAGCUUGGCGUACCCAGGUCUCCGGACCCACGGGACUCUGGAGAGCAUAAACGGGCCCAGUGCCGGUUCCAGGGCGCUGACAUCGUUGGCAGACACCUUUGAGCACGUCAUAGAGGAGCUCCUGGACGAGGAGCAGGACAUCCAGCCCGGCGAGGGAAACAAGGAUGCAGACUUGUACACAUCCCGAGUGAUGCUAAGCAGCCAAGUGCCUUUGGAACCCCCGCUGCUGUUCCUGCUGGAGGAGUACAAAAACUACCUGGAUGCCGCCAACAUGUCGAUGCGCGUGCGGCGCCACUCGGACCCCGCGCGCCGCGGGGAGCUGAGCGUCUGCGACAGCACCAGCGAGUGGGUGACGGCCGCCGAGAAAAAGACUGCGGUGGACAUGUCCGGGGCCACCGUCACCGUGCUGGAGAAAGUCCCCGUGCCCAAAGGCCAGCUGAAGCAAUACUUCUACGAGACCAAAUGCAACCCCAAGGGGUACACAAAGGAGGGCUGCAGGGGCAUAGACAAGAGGCACUGGAACUCGCAGUGCCGAACUACGCAGUCUUACGUGAGAGCUCUCACCAUGGAUAACAAAAAGAGAGUUGGCUGGCGCUUCAUAAGGAUAGACACUUCUUGUGUAUGUACAUUGACCAUUAAAAGGGGAAGAUAGUGGAUUCGUGUUGUAUAGAUUAUAUUGAGACAAAAUUAUCUAUUUGUAUAUAUACAUAACAGGGUAAAUUAUUCGGUAAAAAAUAAUUUUAUGGACUGCAUGUAUGACUGAAGUUUAUACAGUACAGUGGUUACACAAUCUAUUUAUUGAACAUAUCCAUGACCUGAAGGGGAACAAUAGUCAUUUGCGCACAAGUUUAAACAAAGAAA
Messenger RNA from Agelaius phoeniceus (red-winged blackbird), 1079 nucleotides. It is a transcript of the gene BDNF, whose product is annotated as brain derived neurotrophic factor. Gene Ontology annotation, cellular component: dendrite; synaptic vesicle; axon. Gene Ontology annotation, biological process: nerve development; cell surface receptor protein tyrosine kinase signaling pathway; neuron projection morphogenesis. The record is from RefSeq and is a predicted model, not a curated record. Lineage: Eukaryota; Metazoa; Chordata; Aves; Passeriformes; Icteridae. Gene Ontology annotation, molecular function: nerve growth factor receptor binding; growth factor activity.